GCAGCCGCCUGGUAGACACGAUGAGGGCUGCGCUUCUGCUGCUGCUGCUGUUUCUCACUGUCGUCUCUGUCAGCGCUGCUGGGGGAAAAAACAAAAAAGAGAAAAACAAACCCUCGCAGUCCGGGUCAGAAUGCACUGACUGGCGCUAUGGCAACUGUGUCCCUAGCAACGGGGACUGUGGAGCAGGGUUUAGGGACGGGUCAUGUGAACAGCAGAACAAGAAGAUGAAAUGUAGGGUACCGUGCAACUGGAAAAAAGAGUUUGGAGCUGACUGUAAGUAUCGGUUCGGCAGCUGGGGAGAGUGUAAUCCAAGCUCUGGCUCGCGGACCAGAACGGGGACAUUGAAGAAGGCUCUGUAUGAUUCACAGUGUGAACAGACUAUCUCUGUCUCUAAACCCUGCUCUGGAAAAACCAAGACGAAAACCAAAGGAAAGAAGAGAAAAGCCAAGGGAAACUAGUCUGUGGCCCCAACACUUCUACACUUAUAGCCUGAGUAUUAUACACCAGUUUGAAUGCACACUUCAUCUGACAUUACGUAUUCUUCUGGACUUUUUACAAAUUGUAAGUGUGCAUUCAUCUCUAGAUUAGGACUAAUAAAGUGAUCAUGACCAGUGAUGGCCAGUGUUCAAACUGAAUUUUUCAGACUGCAUUUUUAAGACCACCAAGCUAGAAAUUCCUUGAGAUAUUUCAAAAAAUGUAUUCUGUUAAGGUAUUCUCUUUCUCAAGCCAACACAUUCUCAUUUUAAUCUCUCACCAUAGUGACUUGUAGAUGAAAGGGAAUGUAGAAUAUAAGCGUUAUACAUUUGCCUAGGAACCACACAAGCCCCAAGUUAUUUUAUAAUAAUAAUACAAUACACAGACAGCAAGUGAAAGAUAAAGAAAGGUCUGACUAACUGAACAAAUGUUGACACUGACGCUGCUUUCCAUGGUUUGAAUAAAGUGAAGUUGAGAAUAAUCUCAAGACUAUGGUUUUUAUCACUUUAUAUUUAUAUCACGUUAUGUCAUUUAACUUAAUGUAUGCCUCCAUGAGUCCUUAGGAUGAUGGUGUACAUAAUAACAAAUAACAACCAUAAACAAUCUUACUUAAUGUUAGUGCAUUAUAAGCAUCUAUUAAGUGUCUUAUAUUAAAAGUUAGGUUUUAUCAACUUGUUAUUUUAGGCAUGACACUGCACAAUCAGAAUUCAAUCAUUCCACAUUAUAAAGCAUUUAAUAAUGGCUUUUUCCCAUAGUGUAUUAUAGUUUUUAUGGUUGUUUACAUACAGUAGUCAUUUUAGAUUGCCGUAUAAUGCAUUACAGUCAUGAACAAUGUGUACUAUAAUCUAAUACUCUCACCACCGUGUGACCCUUGCUGAAUCAAUGAUAUUACACUGUGAAAUGUGUGGAGAUGGGAUGGAUCUUUUCUCACUGUGUGGAGCUUUUGAUUCUGUUAGACUCAAAGUUUAUAACGCCCCCCGCGGACACAUAAUCCUUGACUUUAAUGUCAUGCUAUGUUAACAAGCCCUAAAAACCUGCAUUUGGAAAUAAAAUGUCGUGCAAUAAA
Molecule: messenger RNA, 1540 nt
Organism: Notothenia coriiceps (black rockcod)
Lineage: Eukaryota; Metazoa; Chordata; Actinopteri; Perciformes; Nototheniidae
Gene: mdka
Product: midkine a
Exons: 5
Coding region: 21-458 (145 amino acids)
Molecular function (GO): growth factor activity
Source: RefSeq, a predicted model, not a curated record